AUAAUGGAAUAUAAACAAUUUAUCUAUAUCUCUUGAAACUAGAUUUUGAGUGACCUUUAUUUAUAUACGAGAUAUGCAGAUAAAUAUGUCGAAUAUGGAGAUGAUGCUGCUUGUACAUAUUUUGUGUACUGUGCUGUUUCUUUAUGUAUCAGUAGGGGCGACGUACUUUAACGUGAUAACGAAAGAAACUGACGAGAAUAAUUUUGUGCUACUUUCGACAAAAACAUACAAAUAUGAUCCAACUUGGUCCAGUCUAGAUAGUCGACCGCUUCCACCUUGGUACGAUGAAGCAAAAUUUGGGAUCUUUAUUCACUGGGGUGUAUUCAGCGUACCUAGCUUUGGCUCUGAAUGGUUUUGGAACAAUUGGAAAGAGGAGACUCUAACUACAAAAUAUCAUGAUUUCAUGAAGCAAAGAUAUCCUCCAAAUUUUACCUAUCAAGAUUUUGCACGUGACUUUACUGCUGAAUUCUUCAAUGCAUCUGAAUGGGCUGACUUGUUUGAAGCAUCAGGUGCAAAAUAUGUUGUGUUGACAAGCAAGCACCAUGAAGGGUAUACAUUAUGGCCAUCAAAAUACUCAUUCAGUUGGAAUUCUAUGGAUGUGGGACCUAAAAAGGAUCUUAUUGGUGAAUUGGCAGAAGCUAUCCGGAGUAAAACACGUAUAAGAUUUGGCUUAUAUCAUUCCAUGUACGAAUGGUAUAAUCCUCUUUAUACAGCAGAUAAAAGAAACAAUUUUACAACAGAUACGUUUGUAACUGAAAAGAUAAUACCAGAAUUAGAAGAGUUAGUGGAAACAUACAAACCAGAAAUAAUUUGGUCGGAUGGAGAUUGGGAAGCAUCAGAUUCUUAUUGGAAGUCUAAAGAAUUUUUAGCCUGGUUAUACAAUGAAAGUCCUGUAAAGGACACAGUCGUGGUGAAUGAUAGAUGGGGCAGUAAUAUGCCAUGCCAUCAUGGUGGUUUCUAUACAUGUACUGAUCGUUUUAAUCCUGGUGUACUUCUCCCACACAAAUGGGAAAAUUGUAUGACUAUUGAUAAAAAAUCUUGGGGAUUUCGUAGAAAUGCUGUUUUAUCCGAAUACUUUACAUUGGAGGGAUUAGUAAAGGAAUUAGUAAUCACUGUAAGUUGUGGUGGAAAUUUACUGAUGAAUGUUGGGCCGACAAAAGAUGGUAUCAUCUCACCAAUAUAUGAAGAAAGACUGCGUGGAAUGGGUGCUUGGCUAGCAGUUAACGGAGAAGCUAUUUAUGGUACUAAGCCUUCGACUGUACAAAACGAUACCUUAACAGGAACCACUUGGUACACACAAAGUAAAGAUGAAAAAUACUUAUAUGCCUCAAUUUUAGAAUGGCCAGAAGAUAAUAUUUUAUUAUUAGGUUCGCUUAAAAUUUUAAAGAGUUUCCAAAUACAAUUACUUGGUUAUUCGUCGAUUAUUCCUUGGAAAGAAUCCAAUGACAAAUUAGAAAUAUAUUUACCUGCUAAUGCACAUAGAGGACAACCAGCUUGGGUACUGAAGAUCGGGAAGUAAUAUGUAAGAUAGUAUUUAAUUUACAUAACAAUCUGUUUUGGAAAUAUAUAUAUGUAUAUUUUUUUACUAAGAAUACAUAGCUUGUAUAUUAGCUUCCAAA
Nylanderia fulva is the source of this 1619-nucleotide messenger RNA. The record is from RefSeq and is a predicted model, not a curated record. NCBI's taxonomy places the organism in Eukaryota, Metazoa, Arthropoda, Insecta, Hymenoptera, Formicidae.